This is a messenger RNA of Penaeus chinensis, 1275 nucleotides long. RefSeq names its product formin-like protein 5. The coding region runs from base 820 to 1275 and encodes 151 amino acids. The transcript is spliced from 3 exons. The record is from RefSeq and is a predicted model, not a curated record. Lineage: Eukaryota; Metazoa; Arthropoda; Malacostraca; Decapoda; Penaeidae.
UAGCCCCUGCACAUUGUAAGCAAGUAUUCAUCGUCGGUGUAGCUGCAGUUUACACAGCGUGAACUGCAGUCGCGCUGCUAUCAGGUUUGAAUUCACAGAUGCUUCCGGCUCAAGGGAACUCAGCAGUCACUGGCUUCCAGGGUCGCUCUUGCUCAGGAAACGUUAGGCAGAGCUUUCUUUUUUUUUUAAACCUGCGACGCCCUUGUUUUAGAAACUGGUGUAGCUAUUUAAGAAUGUUUCUCUGUGAUGAGGGAAGACAUGUGUUGGCGAUAAUCCGUUCAUGCUUCUGGGCGCAGCGUACUGGCCAGGCGCUCGCUCGUCACUACGCGCCGAUUCGGUUGAGGAAGAACCCUCCCCCUGCCAGCGCGCAGCAUCGACUUGAUAUCAAAGUCGUCGAAUACAUACAUCUCGGGGUAUUAUCCAGCGAAACGGAAGUCGUGACGCCGUGAUAUGAAGUGUAGAUCAUACAUUCGUCCGGGAUGAAUCUGAUAAAAGAAGAGAUAAGCGGGUGAGACUUUUGCUCACCGUACGACACGUUUUCCGGAGUGCGGGUUGGUGUCUCUGCCAGUCCACCUGCCAUUCGUAUCGUACUCGCGUGAGAGUGAAUACAUAUACUGGAUAUUUUCUUGGACUUUUUGUUGUUAUUUUGCCUCAGUGUUAUCGGAAAGUGGACAACCCCUGUGCGAUACCAAUUGAUAAAAAAGUGGUGUGGUUUUAAAGUGAAGUGGAGAAAACCCUUACUUAAUUUAGUGAGAACAGUUUAGAGACCGUAAGCCAAUGUUGGUCAAGUGAGAGUGUUCGUGUUCGUGUGUGGGUAGGAUGAUGCCCACGGCAGAGCGGGUGGGGGGGCCGCCCACCAGGCCGGCUCGGGGAGUGCGGCCCGCCCGCCCCCCGCCCCCAGCCGCUCACCUGUACCGUCCGCCGCCCGUCGACCACCCUCGCCAGCAUCAGCACCCGCCGCCGCCGCCCCACGCCUCGUGCCCCCCGCGGCCCCUCCACGUGGGCACCAGCAACGGCCGCCACGCCCCCCGCCCGUGCGGCCACGUGGGCGGCCUCGGCGGCGGGCGCAGGGCCAAAUGGUGCGGCAAGGCGGCCUCGUGGGCGUGGCUGCCGCUCAACGCCGCCGCACGCGUCGAGUCGGCGCUCAACACCUGCUGGCCUGCGCCGUCGCUGCACGUGCUGCUGGCCUGCCUGCCCUGCCUUGCCCCUUCCGCCGCGCGAUUCCUCUCGCUGGAAGCCGUUGUGGAAGCCGGAUUUAAGCCUGGUAGGAAAUAG